Molecule: messenger RNA, 120 nt
Organism: Racocetra persica
Lineage: Eukaryota; Fungi; Glomeromycota; Glomeromycetes; Diversisporales; Gigasporaceae
Source: the annotation of a GenBank genome assembly
AAAAUCGGUAAACGUAAACAUAAUUCAUAUUCUAUCAAACAAAAAAAACAAGUUGUUGCCUAUGCUAAAGAAAACAGUAUAAAUCAAGCUGUGGCAGCUUUUAAGCUUGAUCGUAGUAUG